Orbicella faveolata is the source of this 2363-nucleotide messenger RNA. RefSeq lists its product as uncharacterized. The record is from RefSeq and is a predicted model, not a curated record. NCBI's taxonomy places the organism in Eukaryota, Metazoa, Cnidaria, Anthozoa, Scleractinia, Merulinidae.
CUUAACACUUUGUUGGUCUUGUUAAGAAAGCAUCUCGGGACAUUAGAAAAGCUUCCCCACAACAUCUUUCAAAUCUUGUUGAACGAGGGAGGACCUGAACUUUCAUCUGAAGCUUCACACCUUUUAGAGACUAAAUAUUCUGAAAUGGUGUAUAUGGAAUACUUGCAAAAGGAGGAUCUGCAAGGGCGUGUUCAAUCAAAAUUUGAGUGUUCAAAAGCCGUAAUUUGUUUUGAUGUUUCACCACAGUUAGACUACAUGGUAUGCGAUUGCUAUGAUAACACGAUACAGCUGUGGUCGAUCCGUACUGGCAAGCAGUUAUGGAAACGAGAUGUCCAGGUAAAGAAAGAUUACUACUUCGAGUAUGAUGACGAUGACUUUUUUCCUAUCUACGAACCAUAUAAGGGAACCAAAAAUCACUGCGUCAGCGACGAGUAUGACGACGAUGAUCUGCCAUGUCCUCCCAAGUCAAUUUACCGCUCAGUAGUGUUUCAUCCUACAGAGGACCUUGUCUUACCAGGAAUCCUCAGCCAUGCCUAUACGUUUGACGGGGACCUAAAACCACUUUUCCUUUCUAGCAAGUGCUGUUUCUGGGUUUGUUCAAUUUCUGCAGAAAAGACCAAGAUGCUAACUGAUUGCCCCAAUGAUGCUAAAUCAAUUAUCAUGUGGAGUCUGAAAGAUGGCUCAGAGAUGAAUCGUUUUUCAUGGAGUGACGAUAUUGUGUCAUUUGCUUGGUCUCGCGCUGGAAGACUGCUAGCAAUUUCUGACCUGUCUGGUUCGUUAACUUUGGUUGACGUAAUGAAUGAUUAUAGAACUCUAGCACAGACAGCUAUUUCAGAAGUAUGCGGAAUGAUAAAGUUCUCCCCUGACUGUCGUUGUCUGUAUUCUUUGGUUUUCAACAGUGCUAGGUGCCAUCUCUUUCUUUUAGACGUCAACAUGGAAAAUGACGGCGACUUUUCUUUAGAUGUUUUGCCUAAUGAAGUGUCUUAUCACCCCUGGGAAUUUGAAUCGUGUAGUGAGACCGGAUUUUUAUUAGGAGAUCCUUUUUGGUUUCCAUCUGGAGGAGAUACCAUCUUCUCACGGGAACCUGACAGACCUGGACUUGCUUUUGUGCUCAAUGAAAAAUCUGUAUUGACCGUUGCUUGUGGUGCCAGCACCAUAGAGAUGUCGCAGCUUGGUGAACUGACGAAAGACAGUGCCAGAGUUUCAAUAACUACUGCGAGGGAAGUCGUAUUAUCAUUGAAUGGUGACACUCUGUUUGUUAUCACAACAACAGAUCGCAGUCCAGCAACACUUACGGCUUGGGACAUUUCAAGUGGUUUGGUCAAACAUGCAAUAAAAAUUUUUCCUCACCCUAGUUGGUUCCGUCAAUAUAAUCUUGUCGCUGUAAGGGAAGGUGUUCUGUUGCAAACCAGUCGCCACGUCCUUGAGCUGUGGAAUUUUGAGUUGUCUGAGUGCAUCCGAAGUUGGACUGACUUAGGAGACAUCACUGGAGUAAUCCCCAUAUCAGAAGAACAAGUGGCCUUUGAAGUAAACAGCGCCUGUACAGAAGAGAGCAAAGUCAUCAUUGUGGAUACAACUAGGGAAGGCAUUGUAUCAACAAUUACUAUUCACGGGAAGUUCGUUGGAUGUAACAGUAAAUGUCACGUGAUAUCCGCUGCUCAUGGAAAGUUGCAGAUGCAAUGUGGAGACAAAGUACUCUGGAAGAUAUCCCAGCUUUUCACAUACUUUCACUUUUCUCGAUACAAGACAUUUUCUCCUACUGAACAUUAUUACGUAUUUGCUGCACAAAAGAGCUUUCCCGACACGGCCUUAUACGUCCUCGAUGUAGUUUCAGGAAAAACACUCUGCACACUACAACCACGUACUGAUCACCCCCCGAUUUUUGGCAGCCUUGAUUGCAAGUUUGUUGGUGAGGAGGAGUGCAUUACUUGCUUCACUGUUUUAUUUGGCGGUCAUUUUCUUCAGCUGUUUAAUGUCAAGUCAGGUGACCUGCUGAGUGAAAUUGCUAGGGAAAGCCCUGUGUACAGUUUAGCAGCUUGUCCUCGUGAGCGUCUUAUCGCCGUUGGCUUUGAGGAUUCCAAUGUGAAUUUCAGAGUUCUUCGGGUGAAGUUGCCAGGAGAUAAACACAACAGAAAGAACAAAAGGUCAGGUUUUAUUAAUAAGGAACAAAGUUACGAUACAAUGACUUCAACCGAAUCACCUGAGAGAUUUUUACCAAUUACAGCACGAUUUUCCAACAACAAAAUCUAAGUUGACCUCACCAUUCAAGUUUGAGUAGCGCAGUUCUUAACCCUUGGAACGGACGACUUUGAUUGGUUGGUAACUGGGUUCAAAUUUCGUUGACUCCGCGAACAGCAUCAGAA